CUGUCCGUCGGUCUUCUCUAGAAUGGCAUUUGUGUGUGAAAUUGCGUUACUUUUUAUGUGAACAAGUGUAUUUCGGUGAUAAAAAAGUGUGCGGGUAGCAUUUUAGUAAAAGGUUGCAUUCAUCACAAUGUAUACGGAGUUUUAAAUAGUUGGUAUAAAUAUUAUUGAAUUAUUGCAUCGGGGUGGUAUCCCGUGGAUUCUGUUUCAUUGUGCUAAACAGUAAUGGACAGGCUUCCCGCUAACGUUAUUGGAAUUUAAAACAUUCGGCUCACCAGGGAUGGAUGAAGGUCUGCUGAAUGACCUACUCGAGUGUUCUGUGUGUCUGGAGCGGCUGGACACGUCUUCUCGCGUCCUGCCCUGCCAGCACACCUUCUGUCUUAAAUGUUUAAAGGUGAUAAUAGAGUCGCAUAAAGAGCUACGAUGUCCCGAAUGUCGUAUCUUGGUGGAGGCGAAAGUGGAAGAGUUGCCGCCGAACGUUUUGCUCAUGCGGAUCCUGGAGGGUAUGAAGAACUCUGCGCCAAAGAAGCCCACCAGCUCUGGUCAUAGGAAGGCGGGACAUCCCACGGCUCAAACGCAAGGCGUUCAAGUGACGCGCGCCGACUGCAAACAGUUGCCGCCGCACGGUAGAGCCAUGUACGACUAUAUCUCCAAGGAACCGGGGGAUCUGUCGUUCAAAAAGGGCGAUACUAUUAUGUUACAAAAAAAGUUAGACCCGUUUUGGUAUCAAGGGGAGUGUUCCGGAAGAACGGGCAUGUUUCCUAUCACCUAUGUACAGAUCGUGAUACCUCUCCCUAUACCGACGGCGUUAUGCAAAGCAUUGUACGACUUUCGCAUGUCUGCGCCCGAUGAAGAAGGAUGUCUUGCUUUCGAUAAAGGUGCCAUAAUAACGGUGCAUAGACGUGUGGACGAGAAUUGGGCUGAGGGGAGACUGGAACAGCGUGUUGGUAUCUUCCCCAUUGCCUUCGUGGAGCUGAACCAGGCGGCGAGACAGCUUAUGAACAGCAUACCGUUGAAUCGUCCCGUACCGCCGAUACCAGAUCACGCGAGACCAGGACAUUCAGAUCAUAGACAUCAUCCGCAGGCGGCGCAUCGGUUCCAACACACAAACAUGUCCAUGUCCACUCCUAAUACAGGCCAUAACAAUUACCAUACAACCACUGCCAUGUCACAAUCCCAACCCACCUGUGUGCCAGUAUCCCGGGCGAUACUUGAACCUCACACCAAACUAGAUCUAAUACACUUAACCGCUGUACACAAAGGACACGCCCAUGUAGGCUUACAGAGUGUUCGUAUAGCGGACAACUUCGAACGGAGAGCGGUCAAAUACGACUACAAUCCUAAAGUGGAAACCACCUAUCAGAAUAUUCGUUCACACGAACAUUUCCCCGUGUCUGUAGCCAAUUUCAACUCGACUGUCAGUUCGGAUUCAAGUUCCAGUAUGAAUACACCGGUCGGUGUUAGUUCAACUACUACGCCGAACACUAGUUCGAAUACUAGUACGUGCGAGAGCGCAGAACCGAGCUUACCGAGCUCGCCUGAUAACAAUACCGACCGAAAUUCGACCGUAGUUCAACAGAAUACGAAUCAAAACGGCGAGGAGGAAAAUAAUGAGAGGGAAUCGUCUCUCAACACUUCUAUGGGAGUGUUGAGUUUGAACGAGAGUUCGACCGCUACUAAUACUUCGUUGAACGUCAGUUUGCCACCGGCAGAGAGUCCUAAAUUGAAUGCGUCGAAUGCUUCAGUUUUGUCGCAGAACCAAACUGAAAAUACGGAGGGCGCAAGCAAUAAUGAUACUAGAUUGGAUGUUCCAUCUUCGUCCAAGAAUAUAGUUAGAUCUAGCGGACCUGAUUCUCUAUUGAACUUCGGUAUAGGCUUGCAGGCGGCUUUGUCCCCUUCACAUAGUAAAGAUGCGAACUAUAUGGCGUCUAGAAACCAUAGAGAACAUCACAAUAGAGAGAAGAGGCAUAGUCUGACGCCAUCGUCGCAUUUGCAAAGUGGACAUUCUACUCAAAACAGGCACUCUGCGGAAAUAUUAGCCACUAGUCUGCUAGACCACGUGCCAGAAAGAGAGCGUGACAGACCGGACCGCGAGAGAGAGCGAGAGAGACGACGGCGACGUUCUAGAAGCAACGAGCGCCCUCUACCGGCUGCGUAUGUCGCCUUGUAUCCGUAUAAACCGCAGAAACCUGACGAAUUGGAGUUAAAAAAGGGAGUCGUGUAUACUGUGACGGAGAGAUGUCGGGAUGGUUGGUACAAAGGUUGCGGUGACCGCGAUACAAGAUGUGGGGUGUUCCCUGGGAAUUAUGUAGCGCCCGCUCCCGCUUCAGCGCGUCUCAAACAUGACAAGGCACCUUGUUCUCCUGCACCGGUGGCUGCUAAAUCUACGUCAGUGCAAAACUCCGCUCCAGAUGCGCCGCCUAGAGAGAAUAGUCCGCUCACAGCUAACGCGCAACCAUUAACUUACCCUUGGAGUACGAUUUCUCAAGCGCAGCCACAACAGAGCACGCCAAGAUUAGAUAAGAAAGAUAAGUCGAAAGUGGAGAAAUCGACAAUCUCGAGCGGCGUUAGUUUGAUGAAGCGAUUGGCUGCAAUGAAAAAGUGCAAGUCCCCCCCUCCGUCGUACAGUAUGGAUAAUCCUGUGUUCGAAGACACGCCCGGGACUUCUCUUGCGCUCCACGGUACUCAACAUCAUCCGGUACACGUCAGCACUGCAAGCGAAGGCCCGUGGCAGUCACAUCGCAAAUCGCAGUCACUGGACGUGACUGCCGCUAGGAGAGAGAGACCACAUUCACAGACUGUCAAGGAAAGGUUCCGCUGCAUAGUCCCUUACCCUCCGAACUCUGAGUACGAGCUGGAGUUAAAAGUGGAUGACAUCGUAGUUGUAUCACGGAAGAGAGGCGACGGUUGGUACAAGGGCACUUUGCAACGUACCGGACGAACUGGACUAUUCCCAGCAUCGUUUGUGCAAAGUUACCCCCAUGACUGA
Messenger RNA from Diatraea saccharalis (sugarcane borer), 2986 nucleotides. The record is from the annotation of a GenBank genome assembly. Lineage: Eukaryota; Metazoa; Arthropoda; Insecta; Lepidoptera; Crambidae.